AAACGUAUGAUAAUCGAGGGGAAAUUAGAUAAGUAUGGAAAGCCAAAUGAAAACACACCAGCUGAAUGGUUAGAAAGUUAUACUUAUUAUUCCGGAGGUAAAUCAACAGAGCCAACGGUAACAAUUAAGGCCGAAAAUAACGACGUUGAUAAAGUUAGUAAAAAACGAAAGAGGGAAAGUGAUAUAAGUGAAAUAGAUACAACAGAUAUAUCUGUAAAACAAGAAGAAGUAUCCGUUAAAGUGGAAGAUCCAGAAACAUCAUCACCAAAGGAUAAAAAGAAAGAGAAAAAGGAAAAGAAGAAAAAGAAAAAGAAGGAGAAACAAUGUGCGGAAAGUGAGGAUUCGACGAUGAUGGAAGGUGAUAUCUCCGUAAAGAAAGAAAAAAAGAAAAAGAAGAAAAAGAAUCAAGAUCAAGAACCUGAAUCAAGCUAAGAAUUUAUAUUACAAAAAUAAAUUUUAAUUUUAAUUUCGGAAUAAAAGAAUUUAUAUGAGCGUACCUAAUCGGUUUUCGGUACCCAAACAUUUCGUUUAGCUAUUUCACCCCAGCUUAAUAAAAUUAGGUAUAAACUGUUAUGUGAAGUGUGUAAUUAUGAUUUUUUUCACUACGACUAUAUUACAUGCAUGGCUACAACGCUGAUGAAUGUGUAUGAAAUUAAUAGUACGAUUGAUAUCUGCUGCUUCAUAUAGAUGUUUCGUUGAUAUAUUAUCAAAUAAUGACAGCAUUCCCAACCAUAUUAUCUAUAUAUUGUAUGAAUGUCGUUUAAAUAAGCGAAUUGUUCCAUGACAAGGGCAAUCUUUUGACUUUUAACGUAUGAUACAAAAUAGAGCCACUAUAAUAGUGUGUCGUAGUGAAAAAUAAUUACACAAAUUUAGUUACACAAUUAUGUUAAGAUUUUAUUUUCGUAUAUUGUACAGUAAUUCAUCGAUUUCCUUAUAGCUCCAACUGCGCAAUUGAAAGAUAAAAGAUAUUGUAGAUUUUACUUUUGAUAACUUUCCUUUCGAUUUUUAUUUUUUCAGACUAUGCAAAAAUAUACUUUAGAAUUCUGGAAUUUCACUUGUAUUCUCACUUGAUUUAGUAAAGUGAGAGCUAACUGUACAUAUACGAUUAUUUUUUAAUGGAUUUAAAUAAAAUGAUGUAUCUAAGUGUGUUAUAUAUAUACGCACAUAUUUUAUAAGAUAUAUAAUUUAAUAUAUCUUAAUUUGUACAAAAAUUAUCGUUAUAAACGUAUAAUUAUAGCAUUA
Dinoponera quadriceps is the source of this 1242-nucleotide messenger RNA. Its product is annotated as probable H/ACA ribonucleoprotein complex subunit 4. The record is from RefSeq and is a predicted model, not a curated record. Lineage: Eukaryota; Metazoa; Arthropoda; Insecta; Hymenoptera; Formicidae. The transcript is spliced from 3 exons. Bases 7 to 432 code for a protein of 141 amino acids.